AUGAUGAAAACAGAAGUAGAACAACAACACCAACAACAAAUCAAUGAUAUAAAUAAAAGUAGUAAAGAAACUAAAGGAACGGAUGGAUGGGUUUUGGCUCAGAAAAAGGUAUUCACGAAUUGGUGCAAUAUUUAUUUAGGACUUCGAGAGUUGAGUAUUAAAGAUGUACAGUUGGAUUUAGAGGAUGGUAUAUUACUUGCCAAUCUGUUAGAGGUAUUGUCUGGCAGUAAUAGUAUUCUAAGUAAAUGUACCAAACUCAAAAACAGGUUACAUAAAGUAAACAAUAUAAAUUUUAGUCUAAAGUUUAUUGCAGAGGAGGGUAUUAAAAUGGUUGGAUGUGGUGCAGAGGACAUAGCAGACGGAAACCUUAAAUUAAUUAUGGGCUUGAUUUGGACACUCAUUAAAAGUUACCAAAUACAAUCUCUAUCUUUAAGUCUACCACAACAACAACAAAGUCCACAAAAAAUAAAUAGUUUAAAUGGUUCCAGUCAGAAUUUAAAACAAUUUGUAUCAGCAAAUGAAGUAUUACUUCAAUGGACAAGAACUCAAUUACAAGAUUAUAAUAAUAUAGUAGUUAAUGAUUUUACAAAAAGUUUUCAGAAUGGUAUUGUGUUUUGUAGUUUGAUACAUAAAUUAAUACCAGAGGCAAUCGAUAUCAAUAGUUUAAAUCCAGAUCAGGCAUUAGAGAAUCUACAGUUGGCAUUUGACACGGCAAAGCAGGCAUUGGGUAUUCCAUCUAUUCUUGAAGCAAAGGAUAUCAUCGAAGAACCAGACGAGCUCUGUAUCAUCACCUAUCUGUCUCUCUUUCCAAAGGUAUACCAAAAGUUUUUGGACCCUACCGUCGAGAACAAGCGUUUCUCUGUCUCUCUCACUCCCACCAAGAGAUUUAACAAUAGAUCUUCUCAAACAUUAAAUACAACUGAUAUUAAUAAUUCAUUUAGAGAACAACAACAACAAGAUAAUCAACAAAAACAACAACAACCAUUGGCAUUGAUUGUAGAAGAAAAACAACAACAAGAGGAACAAGAGAAGAAAAAGAAACAACAACAAGAAGAAGAAGAAGAGAAAAAGAAACAACAAGAAGAAGAGGAAAGAAAGAAAAAGGAACAACUUGAAAAACUUAAACAACAACAAGAAGAGGAAGAAGAGGAAAGAAAGAAACAACUUGAAAAACUUGAACAAGAACACUCUGACCAAUUAAAUACAUUGAAUCAAAGAAUAGAGAGCUUGGAGAAAUCAUUGGACCAAAAGGAAAAAGAAAAAGAGGCAAAGAUGACUGAACUGCAAGAUCAAAGAGAGUUUACGGCCGAGUUUUUAAAAGAGAUAUUGGAUCUCAAGAAUACACUUUCCAACGGUGUCAAUCUAGACUCUGAACAACUAUCGCAGUUUGAAGCAUCUCUCAAGGAGAAUGACAAGUUGUUGAGUGAUUUGGCGUCUGCUCAAGACAGACAACUCGUUAAGGAUGGCACUAUCAACUCGUUAAAAUCAAUCAUCGAGGAAAAGGAUAGACGUCUUCAAGAGCUUCAGACAAAGGCCGCAUCGCUUGCUAGUGCCGACGAACAAGCCCAAAUACUCCGACUGGAAUUUGAAGAGCUCAAGAGCAAGUGUCAGUGUCAGACACUCGUCAUUGUCUUGAGAGAACGUGUCCAGGAGCUAGAGAGACUGGAAAAAGAAUCAGCUGACGCCAAACAAGAGCAGGAUCAGGUGGUCGCCACUUUACGUCUGGAAAAGGAGAAUAUGAUCAACGAGCAUUCCGAGCAAGUCAACCAACUCAAACAACGACUGCAAGAAAGAAAUUCAGAGCGUGAAGAAAGCAAACAAAAAGAAUUGGAGGAAUUACAUGGCACUAUCGAUCAACUCAAGGGUACAAUUUCGGAUCUGCAACGAGAAGUGUCAUCUGAAAAGGGGAAAUGGGACACUCUCAACCAGAGUGGUAGGGAACAGAGGGAAGAGCUCGAGAAGGAAAUCGAGCAAUUAAAACAACAAACCAACAACAUGUUGGCAGACAAACAAGAGGCAUUAAAGGAAAAGGAAGGGUUAGAGACGAGACUGGCAGAAGCAUUGGCUGCACAACAAGGCAAUUGGAAAGAGAUUAUCCAGGAAAAGGAAAAGGCAAACGAGGCACUACAAGCCAAGAUAGAGUCGAUUCACCAACUAAAGACAACUGCCAUCGACCAAUUGCAAGAGGAGAGAUUAAAAUUAUUGGCAGAGGUUGAACAAGUCAAACAAUCAACCACCCAACAAUUGAAUGAUAAAUUGGGUUCGAUCGAGCAACUUUCACAAGAAAAGGGGUUGCUCUUGACCGAGCUUGAAGAGACCAAGAAAUCAUCCAAUCAACAGCUCCAAGAAAAGAUCACCUCUUUUGAACAACUUCAACAAAAGACUGAUCAAUUGGUAGAGGAAAAGAGUAAACUAAUCGUUGAAAUGGAUCAAGUUAGACAGACCUCUAGUCAAGAGUUGGUAGGCGUACAGAAUCAAUUGGAUAGUCUGAGUAAAAAAUACGACACACUCAACCAACAACAUACAUCGCUUCUCCAACAACAAUCAUCCAACACCAACGACACUAUCAGUCUCAUGUCACAACAACUCUCACAACUCACAACCCGCUACGACCAACUUGAAUCGGAAAAUGUCAAUCUUGCACAAACCAACAAAGACUUGGAAAACAAAAUAGAGCAAUCGGCACUUGGUACAGGCAGUUUACAAAAAAAAUUGGAGCACAUAUCCAAGCAAUUUGCAGGUUUGGAUGAUAGAAACCAACAUCUUGCUCGAGAAUCAGAGGACAAGACUGCACAAAUUAGAGACAUCUCGAUUGAAUUGCACAAUAUUACCAUCAAAUAUGAUACUCUUCAAAGUAAUUAUCAACGUAUGGUACAAGAUCAUUCAAUGGAAAGAGAACAAUUGAAUCUCUCUACAUCGGAUCUUGAAAACAAGUAUGGUGCAUCACUUAAAGAGAUUAAUCUUGGCAAGUCAUUGAUUGGACAAGCCGAUGAAAAGAAUGAAUCACUCUCCAACAACCUGAAACAAUUGGAGGAAAAAUACAACAAUCUCACAACUCAAUUUAAUAAUCUUCAACAAAAAUUAAAAGAUCAACAAGAUAAACAUAUUUUGGAAUUACAACAAGCUUCUAGAAAAUCAAAAGAUGACAAUUCAAAUAUAUCAACAAAAGAACAACAAGAAUUUGAGUCUCGUAUUGAUAAUUUAAACAAACAAUUAAAAGAUAGAGAAGAAACUAUAGAUAAACAACAGAAACUUUUACAUAAACAACAACAAAAUCAACAACAAAAUCAACCACCUCUUUCAACAACAAAAGAAUACGAUAUUUUAGAAAAACGUAUCAUGGAAGAGGUAGCAAAGAAUCCUCAAAGUUCACUUCAAAGAGUAUAUAGACUCGCAAAUGAAAAAUACUUUGUAAAUUCUAAAAUUGUAAAUAUUACAGUUGAUAAAUCGAAUCAAUCUUUAUUAGCAAAUUCUGAUGAUAUGGCAGUUCCAGUACCACUAAGUAAACUAUUUUUAAAGGAACCAAUGAUAAUGGUCAAUCCAAAUCAAAUAGGAACAACACCUUCAUCAUCAUUCUCUUGGAAAAUGUUAUUGUUUGGUGGAAUAUUUUUAGCAUUGUUUUAUGGAUAUGCAAGACCUAAUGCUUUGACUCGUCCAAAUUAA
Cavenderia fasciculata is the source of this 3663-nucleotide messenger RNA. It is a transcript of the gene abpD, whose product is annotated as interaptin. The transcript has 5 exons. Gene Ontology annotation, molecular function: actin filament binding. Gene Ontology annotation, biological process: actin cytoskeleton organization. Gene Ontology annotation, cellular component: cell junction; plasma membrane; cortical actin cytoskeleton. The record is from RefSeq and is a predicted model, not a curated record. Lineage: Eukaryota; Evosea; Eumycetozoa; Acytosteliales; Cavenderiaceae. The coding region runs from base 1 to 3663 and encodes 1220 amino acids.